Molecule: messenger RNA, 1782 nt
Organism: Akanthomyces muscarius
Lineage: Eukaryota; Fungi; Ascomycota; Sordariomycetes; Hypocreales; Cordycipitaceae
Exons: 2
Coding region: 1-1782 (593 amino acids)
Source: RefSeq, a predicted model, not a curated record
AUGGUUGACUUCAAUUUUCAGCUCAUGUCCGGGAAGCUACCAAUGGAAAGCGAAGUUGAAAUUGGAACACUCCUCAUUGAAAUUGCGCGUUUUUCUUUUGGUGCCCGAUUAUUUCGCUCCGAAUGCAGCCCCCUGAAUGCGCGGUACAUUGAUACUAUGACAGCCCUGGGACUGAGCAGGUUCCAAGCCAUAGAGCCGGCAAGCUACAACUCGAAUCUGGCGGCGUCGACGUGGAAGUUCGACCUCUGCGCCUGGAAAUCUAUGGAGGAACAACUGCGAUUUCAAGGCCGAUGGUUCGUCUUAAAGAACACCAUGCAGGAAGACACGGAGGCCGCAAAGCAGAUGCACGAUGAUCCUGAAGAGCCACUCCCAGACCUGGCAAAUGUGCAAGUUGAGCCAACCAUCUUUGAAGACCCAGCUGCGUUUGAACCUAUGGAACAGCCAGCCCAAUCCGCAUCUCAACCUCAUGUCGGGCCAGUACAAUGGCCCCAGGACAGUGAGAGCAUGGAAUGGUCUUCUGGAUCAUAUCUUACCGGAACCACACCUACCAAUGACAGUGGUACCUCAUCGGGUCUUGGCUACUCAGAUUCGGCUCAGUCUCGCUCGAACCCGUCUACAUUUCACGAUAAUAGUCACACCGGCAGCUCCUCUGGCAGCUCCGUGCCCCGUCCGCUUGAAGCAAGUGGACCUUUCAAAGUAGGAGAUGGGCAGGCGUCACCCAGUACUCAGGAAGAGAAGACGCUCGUCUGGCAAGGAGCUGCUGCUAUGAAAGCCCUCAGAGACGAAGAAGCCGCACGGGCGAUGCCACCACCAGAGUUACCUAGAAGAUUGACUCUGCCAUUACAGCAGAGUUCCCCAUCAAACUCUUCUUCAACUACAGAUUACCCAGUCAAUGCAAGUGGGAGCAUGGAGAUUUACUCACAGGCUUCUACUUCAUAUGACCCAAAAGGCAAACGACCAGCUUCUUCAUCUUGGAUUGGCCAGCCAGGUCCUAGUACAGAAGCAGCACGGCCAGCACAAAUGCCAUACGACUAUGAUGAAGAGCAGUCCGUCUCUGACUCUUGGCCAACUUCUGAAACAUGGCCAGACUCUGACCCAUGGCCAAAUGCUGACCCAUGGCUGACUUCUGAACCAUGGCCGAACUCGACUGAUCCUGGCAUGGAAGAGGCAUCGGCAUCACAGGCCGUAGUGCCAUACGACCGCAAGGGCAAACGCCGGGCUUUUGAGCCGUGGCCGAACCCGACUGAUGCUGGCAUGGACGAGGCAUUGCAGGCUGUAGUGCCAUACGACCGCAAGGGUAAACGCCGGGCUUUUGAACCGUGGUCCAACCCGACUGAUACUGGCAUGGAGGAGGCAUCGCAGGCUGUAGUGCCAUACGACCGCAAGGGAAAACGUCCAGCUUCUGUGUCAUGGGAUACGCAGCCCAAGCGGCCGUCACCGCUGCAUCAAAGCUUGACUUCAGAGGGAACGGUCACCGCCAAUAUGCAACUUUCAAGCGACUCUGUGGAUCAUCAAAUACUACCACAGUCUUUGAACGCUGCACCGGAUGCUGCCUCGCCACAGACAUCUAGAUUGGACUGCCGUACCCAGCCCCUCUCUCCCACAGAGUCUUUCACCGUCAUAUUCCGUGGAGGUUGGCACACCAAACGUGUCUCCGUCCUGGGCUCUAAGCGCCGAUCAAAGGCGGCUAUCAGGGACCAGUACUGGGCCGGCAAUUCACAAUCUACUGUCAACCCCUCUCGCCGAGGUAGCACAGCCGAAUACAGUGCUGACUUCUUCUGA